Rhipicephalus sanguineus (brown dog tick) is the source of this 2333-nucleotide messenger RNA. Its product is annotated as membrane metallo-endopeptidase-like 1. Gene Ontology annotation, cellular component: plasma membrane. Gene Ontology annotation, molecular function: metalloendopeptidase activity. Gene Ontology annotation, biological process: protein processing. NCBI's taxonomy places the organism in Eukaryota, Metazoa, Arthropoda, Arachnida, Ixodida, Ixodidae. The record is from RefSeq and is a predicted model, not a curated record. Bases 6 to 2333 code for a protein of 775 amino acids. The transcript is spliced from 4 exons.
CAGCCAUGAACCAAGCACAAGAGGAACUUCUGCGGAGCUGUCCGUACAACCCCGUCCACAAGGUGAAGCGUAGUCGCUUCCUGAUUCACUUGCUCAAAUGUCGAAAGGCUCACGCCGACAAAAAUUUCACAAAAUGUCCAUUCAGUGCGGAGCACGUGGUCCCCGCUCACAAGCUUAUGGACCACGUCUACUGCUGCCCCCUGAACUUCACAGCCGAAGUCUUCGCCGCUAAAACAGGUAACGUGGACAAGCCUUGUCCAUUUUCUAAGAAAGACUCUGUCUUCUGGGAUAACUUAAGGCUGAAGAAGAGGGUUUUCCUGUUCGUCUUCGUCGUUGUCCUUGGCCUGCUGCUCACCAUAGCCUGGUUCUUCUCGCGAGACAAAGUGCGCGCCGGCAGCGAGAAAGCACUGCUCUGUCUCACGGAUGAUUGCCGCGAAUAUGCCUUGUACUUAGACUUCCGCCGCAAUCUUUCCGUGGACCCCUGCAAUGACUUUUACACCCAUGUCUGUUCUUCGUGGCAGCCCCCUUACGGCUACGGCCAGAUCGCCAGUACAGCGAUGGCCGAGAUCAUGAUCAAGUGGAUACGGUCCUUCGCAGAAUUUUUAGAUCAGGCAGCGAGCACCAGCGAGGUGGGAAAGAAGCCGCAGGCGCUGUUCGAGGCGUGCGUGGCAGAUCGUUCGACGGACCUCUCUGACGUCAAGCGCUUUCGUGGAUUUCUUUCUGAGCUCAACCUGUCGUGGCCGGAGCCACCGCCUGUUAUACCUAGCGCGCUCGGCGUGCUGAUCGACUUAUCCUUAAACUGGCACGACACCUUCUGGCUAACGCUUAGAGUGGAUGCGGGUAACGAUUCGCAGACGGAGAAGCGUCGCAGAAAGAGGUUGCUGAUAACACCGGGAAACGAAGAUACACUCGCCUUCUUCGCCAGAAACCAUUUUCACGUGCUAAAGCACAACGCCUACAUGGAUUACUGGAAGAUGCAUUUCAAGGCGCUCUACGACAACCAAACCAUCCCUCUCACGGAAAAAGACAUCUUCGAAAGCUGCUCGCUACAGACGAUGGUUGUGAAUCUCCUGCUCGACGCCAUGAAACGGAAAUCGAAGGUGCCGCUUCUCAUUCCACUCUCUCGCAUCGGCGAUUACACGGGAAGACUGAAUUCGUCACUGUGGUUGGACCAGCUCAACUCUCACGUUAACGAACGAUUCUCAUUCACUGGCGAAGACGAAGCGUUUGUAGAAGACCGCUACUAUCUUGAGGCAAUCGGUGAACUAUUCACAAAGUACGAUGAUGAAGUCUUGCUCCGUCAAAUGUCUUGGGAGUUCGUUCAGACCCACAUCGUCGUGUUGGACAAAGCGCCCUUGGAGAUAGCCCUUUGGGGUGAAGUCCACGCUGCACGUUACAUUCCACUCUACUGCGCUAUGUACGUCGAAGACGUCUACAGGCCACUCCUAGCUUACUUGUACUCCACUUCACGUCUGACAUAUCGCGACCGCCUUCUUGUCAACACUGGCCUGGAGAGCGUCGUGCGACAAGUCACGAGGAAGGUGAACACGUCCUGGUUAAGCGAAUCAAGCAAAGCGACAGCCCUGCAGAAGUACAUGUCCAUGCGCUUCAGACUGUGGCCACCGGACCUCCCCCAAGAAGAAGUCGAAAGGUUCUACAGAUGCUUUCCCAACAGUGGGAGGUCCUUUGUGCAGAUAUGGAUCGAAGGACAUGAGUGCAUGCGUCGUGUACCGGACACUCCUUUUCAAGAGAGCAGUCGUGGUAUGCACAGCGUCAUAUCUUCCCGCUCAUUCAUUUACGACUACCUUUCAAACUCAAUUGACGUGGCCAUUACAACUUUCUCUCGCCCCGUUUAUUACUCGUACGGGACGAGAGCCAUGUUUUAUGGUGGCGUAGGGUUCUUGUUCGCCUCGCAGAUAAUGAAGGCGCAAGAUCCGACGGGUCUCUCCAUUACAGCUAACGAAAGCGUUGUGGAAGGUUCCUGGAUGGCACCCUACGACUCGGAUGAGUUCCAGAACAGGGUUCAGUGCCUUGGCAACGGUACCGAAGAUUACCUCGUCUCCCACGUCGCUGCGCUGGAAGUUGCGUACUCGGCGUUUGCCGCAGGCGACGACAUCGAUUACAGUCGCCGUCCAAUAAGCAGGAACCUGACGGAAGCUCAGGUCUUCUUCUUGAUGUUGUGCCAUGCCAUGUGCCACGUCGCGAAGCCUGUGCGAGAUCUAUCCACCGACUGCAACAUGCUGCUCAAGAACUCGCCGCACUUCUCCGAAGCCUUCCACUGUGCUCGCGGAUCGCCAAUGAACCCGGAAAGAAAAUGCGGCUUCUUCGAAUGA